AUGGCUGAUCAGCCAAAGUUUUCAGCCAGCGAUCAACCACAGCGAUCAGCCUGCGAUCAGCCAGCGAUCAGCCACAGCGAACAGCCAGGGAUCAGCCACAGCGAUCAGCCGGCGAUCGGCCAUCGCAAUCAGCCACCGCAAUCAGGCAGGAUUAGCCUCAGCGAUCAGCCACAGCGAUCAGCCAGCGAUCAGCUCAAUCGAUCAGCCAGCGAUCAGCCACAGAGAUCAGCCAACGAUCAGAACCAGCGAUCAGCCAGCGGUCAGCCACAGCGAUCAGCCAGCGAUCAGCCACAGCGAUCAGGCAGCAAUCAGCUACGGGGAUCAGCCAUAGCGAUCAGCCGGCGAUCAGCUAAGUCACAGCGAUCAGCCACAGCGACCAGCCAAAGCGAUCAGCAACAGCGACCAGCCAAGGUUCAGCCACAGCGAUCAGGCACAGCGAUCAGCCACAGCGAUCAGCCAGUGGUCAGCAAAAGCGAUCAGCCAGCGAUCAUCCACAGCGAUCAUCCAGCGAUCAUCCUCAGCGAUCAACCAGCGAUCAGCCACAGCGAUCAGCCACAGCGAUCAGCCAGCGAUCAGCCACAGCGAUCAGCCACAGCGAUCAGCCAGCGAUCAGCCACAGCCAUCAGCCACAGCGAUCAGCCUGCGAUCAGCCACAGCGAUCAGCCAACAAUCAGCCACAGUGAUCAGCCACAGCGAACAGCCAGCGAUCGGCCACAGCGAUCAGCCUCAGCAAUCAGCCACAGCGAUCAGCCAGCGAUCAGCCUCAGGGAUCAGCCUCAGGGAUCAGCCAGCGAUCAGCCACAGCGAUCAGCCGGCGAUCAGCCACAGCGAUUAGCCAGCGAUCAGCCACAGCGAUCAGCAAGUGCUGAUCAGCGAUCAGCCGAAGCCAUCAGCCAGCUAUCAUUCUUUGGCUGA
Sycon ciliatum is the source of this 915-nucleotide messenger RNA. Its product is annotated as cell surface glycoprotein 1-like. Lineage: Eukaryota; Metazoa; Porifera; Calcarea; Leucosolenida; Sycettidae. The coding region runs from base 1 to 915 and encodes 304 amino acids. The transcript is spliced from 2 exons. The record is from RefSeq and is a predicted model, not a curated record.